Messenger RNA from Pseudo-nitzschia multistriata, 608 nucleotides. Lineage: Eukaryota; Bacillariophyta; Bacillariophyceae; Bacillariales; Bacillariaceae. The record is from the annotation of a GenBank genome assembly.
CUCUUCAUGUAAGUGGAUGGUCGGUGUUGAUGUUUCGCGGUUUGUUUCAUUGCUAAUUCAUCUAUUUUCCAAUGAAAUAUGUGGUUUGGUUCCUUCAUUGAGCCGAUUGGAUUCAAUUCAUCGCCCUCAUGCGAUGGCUUUUUGCUGCCUGUUUUGAAUACGAACCAUAAAAAAAUCAAAAUGCUUGGUCUGCCUUUCUUUCUUUACCAUCACCUAAAUAGCAAGAGGUUCCCUUUAUCAACCCAUUGCAUACAAAACUAACCAAGGUCAAAGACAUUCCCUAUUUUGUGGACGAUAAGUUUAUGCGAACUCUCUACCGGGAUCGCUACCAGCUCGCACAAGUCGAACGAAUGGUCCAGACAGCAUACGAAAACUACCUCGUCGAUGCAUGCAACGACCAGCGAAGACACAAAAAGAAUUUGCUAAAGGAAGCGGAAACCAAGGCGACGGAAGAGGAAAUGGAGAUCGCCAGAAGAACGGCCGAACGAUUUGAGCUUUUCCGAUGCGUCGAGCUGAAUAAUUUCUUCCCGUUGCGGAAUACGGGCAGACGCUAUUAGAGUGAUGAAAUCCAGUCGAAAGAAAAAAGAAAAUUAAGACAGCAACUAAGU